Messenger RNA from Clupea harengus (Atlantic herring), 3404 nucleotides. It is a transcript of the gene dync1i2b, whose product is annotated as dynein, cytoplasmic 1, intermediate chain 2b. The record is from RefSeq and is a predicted model, not a curated record. NCBI's taxonomy places the organism in Eukaryota, Metazoa, Chordata, Actinopteri, Clupeiformes, Clupeidae. Gene Ontology annotation, biological process: transport along microtubule. Gene Ontology annotation, molecular function: dynein heavy chain binding; dynein light chain binding. Gene Ontology annotation, cellular component: cytoplasmic dynein complex.
ACACAUACUAAAACAGCAAUUAAUAUAUCGACAAACAGACACGGGUGAAGUCUGAUAUCAGCUGCACUGGGUCACAGGUGAAUGCUGUCCAAAUUGCCAUCCCAGUAUAAAAAACAACAGGACCUGAGUUAUGUUUAUAUACUGAGAAUAUCUCAGUGUAUAAUAUCUCAGAACAUCUCUUGUUUAAAACAUUUAGAUUGCCUCCUGGUUGCUUGACUUGAAACUUAACCAAGGUGUGUAGAUAUGCUUGUCCCACAUCAACAGGAAGUGGUGUACAGAAGUAGUAUGCUUCUAUAGGUUAGGUAAGGUUAGAUAAUAACACAGACUACUUGUUAGCAACUCACGUCCUCACUUAGCAUGUGUAUAUAAAAUAAUUAAGCUACGAUGAUAAUAUGACUAAUGUAGCCCUGUUUCACUGUUAGCACAUGGUGCAAACAUCAGAGCAUAGGGCUCUUAGUUGCUCCAUCUCGGCUGUUUCAUAAUCUUUGAGAACAUUCAGGUCCAUUUGGGGAUGAAAAACAUGUAUCAGGUGUGCUUGUGCUCCGGUUAAGUCCAGCUUGGACCUGAUUGUUCGUUCUGAGGUCCAUUUAGAACUGGAUUUGAGCUCCUAUAGAUCCUUCAUUUGUUCAUUUUUGGAUUAGAAUAAAACCUGCUGCUGGAUGUGGUACAGAAUGACUGUGGAAUGUUUUUGUGUCGUUUUCAGACGAGGCCCGUUGAAGCUGGGUAUGGUGAAGGUCACUCAUGUGGACUUCCCCCCAAAAGAGAUGGUCUCUUACAGCAAGGAGACACAGACUCCCACACAGACCCAGCAGAAAGAAGAAGAAGAGGAGGAGGAGGAGCUGGCAGUGAUGCCUCCUGCUCUUGAGACUCAGGAGGACGCUCCCUCUCAGAAAGAGGAUGAGGAAGCCCCACCUCAUGAGCUGACGGAGGAGGAGAGGCAGCAGAUUCUUCACUCGGAGGAGUUUGUGGCCUUCUUUGACCACAGCUCCCGCAUCGUGGAGCGCGCUCUCUCCGAGCAGGUGGACGUCUUCUUCGACUACAGCGGCCGAGACCUGCAGGAUAAAGAAGGAGAGUCGCAGGCCGGAGCCAAAAUAUCUCUGAACAGACAGUUUGCAGAUGAGCGCUGGUCCAAGCACAGAGUGGUCACUUGCCUGGACUGGUCACCUCAGUACCCUGAGCUGCUGGUGGCCUCCUACAACAACAAUGAGGAUGCACCACAUGAGCCUGAUGGAGUGGCGCUGGUCUGGAACAUGAAGUACAAGAAAACCACCCCAGAGUAUGUCUUCCACUGCCAGUCCGCAGUCAUGUCAGCUGCGUUUGCCCGUUUCCAUCCCAACCUGGUGGUGGGUGGGACCUACUCAGGGCAGAUUGUGCUGUGGGAUAACCGUAGCAACAAGAGAACCCCCGUCCAGAGGACCCCACUGUCAGCAGCAGCACACACGCAUCCUGUGUAUUGUGUAAAUGUGGUGGGAACCCAAAAUGCCCACAACCUCAUCAGCAUCUCUACAGAUGGCAAGAUGUGCUCCUGGAGCCUGGACAUGCUGUCUCAGCCACAGGACAGUCUGGAGCUGGUGUUUAAGCAGUCCAAGGCAGUGGCCGUCACCUCCAUGUCCUUCCCCCUGGGCGAUGUCAACAACUUUGUGGUGGGCAGCGAGGACGGCUCAGUCUACACAGCAUGCCGACACGGCAGCAAAGCGGGCAUCGGUGAGAUGUUUGAGGGCCACCACGGGCCAAUCACAGGACUCCACUGCCACACAGCGGCAGGCCCAGUGGAUUUCUCCCACCUGUUUGUCACCUCGUCCUUUGACUGGACCGUCAAGCUCUGGAGCACCAAGAACAACAAGCCGUUGUACUCGUUUGAGGAUAACUCGGACUACGUGUAUGAUGUCAUGUGGUCUCCCACACACCCUGCCCUGUUUGCCUGUGUGGACGGAGUGGGACACCUGGACCUGUGGAAUCUUAACAAUGAGACAGAGGUUCCCACUGCGUCAGUGACGGUGGAAGGAAACCCCGCGCUCAACCGUGUGCGCUGGGCCCCCUCGGGGAGGGAGGUUGCCGUGGGCGACUCAGAUGGCCAGGUCCUGAUCUACGAUGUGGGAGAGCAAAUUUCUGUCCCUCGUCAGGAUGAAUGGACACGCUUUGUGCGCACGCUCUCUGAGAUUAACGAAAACCGGGAGGAUGCCGAGGAGCUCGCCGCCCAGCGAUUGGCUGCCUGAUCGCCAAGGCAACCUGGAAUCAAUCCCGUUGCUCUUUUGGUUUCCGGCCUGCACUCUCUUCCUACGUGUUUUUAUUUAAACAGAUACCUGGCAUGAAAAAUUACAAACUUCCACAUUCAGGAUUGUUUUGAACUAGCUCUACCAACACUAACUCAGAACCUACCACUCAGAUAUGCAAAACUUUUUAUCUUUCAACUUUUUUGUAGUGCUGUUUUUCAGUGCAUUAACUUAAACGCUCAACAUUAAUUGUAUUUAUUUAGGAAUGAGGUUUUGUUAUUUUUAUUCCUCGUACUAUUUUAUUUUAUAAUCUAAGCAGUAUAGUAUAAGCAAUGUUAAAAACAUUAACAGUUACAUUAGACACUACAAAGGGUCGGGGGGUCAGGGGUCAGGUGCUGUUCUCCUCCUGACGCUGUACCACGUGUAGUAAAAUUAAGGAAUAGCUAACGCUAAGCUAUCACAAGUGCAGUCCAGCAGUGAGGUCCCACCUUUUGGACCCUGAUGCCUUAAGCCCCACCCACCUCCCAGCCCAGUGCACCAACCAGCCUUGAGUUCCGUCGAACCACACCUCAGUAGAUCCUCAAUACCCAAUUUAGUUGCAGUCCAGUCAUAAAGGGUCCGUUACCCAUCCAUCCACCCAUACAGAACAAUAGAGGUUAAUGUAGAUUUAGUGUUGGAUUGAGUAUAUGCUGAGGUCAUGACCUCUAUACCUCUCGACUUUCUCAUCAAUCACGCAUGCAUACAUUUCAAACAGGAAAACAAUUAGCAUCAUUUUAACCACAGCACACAUUUAGAAUCUGUUUUAUUUGGACAACAUCCAUAAUCAUACAUUUCAUUAUUUUGUGGCAUGUUUCUCCAGCAAGUGCUUGACUUUCCUAUUACAAGCACCAGGAUCUUGACCACUACCAGCCAGUAGUGUGGGCUGCAGGCUCUCUGGACCUCUCCUGGCUUGGAACUACUUGGUAACCGUUGCAGUGCUUUUUUUUCCCUACUUUUAAACCAAAGCGAGACCUUGUGCUAGUCUGUUCCAGUGUUAUUCCUGAAACUCUUAGUCUUCCCUAUCGGAGAGACUGUAUGAAGGUUUGCAGAUGGGUCUGGUAAAUUGAAAAUUGAUCGAACACACACACACUUCGAAACAUCAAGUGCAUGCAUUCCACACAAACACAUUCCAGACAUACACCUACAAACACA